Leptomonas pyrrhocoris is the source of this 8416-nucleotide messenger RNA. RefSeq lists its product as hypothetical. The transcript has a single exon. The record is from RefSeq and is a predicted model, not a curated record. NCBI's taxonomy places the organism in Eukaryota, Euglenozoa, Kinetoplastea, Trypanosomatida, Trypanosomatidae. Bases 1016 to 8416 code for a protein of 2466 amino acids.
AGCUUACGUGGAUUGCCCACUCGUCGUUGCAGAGUUACCUCUCACCUCUUCUUUCUUUCUGUGUUGCUGCUGUUUGUUUAGCUUGGCUACCCAACAAAUCAGCGGCAGCUCUUCUCCCUGUUUGUCCAGCGCAGCCUAUCCAAUCCUUAGAGAAAAAAAGAAAGGAGAAGCCUUUUAACAUGCGACGCUGAGCUCGGAACACUACAGUUACUAUUUUUUCCCUCUUUUUGCGUAACUUUAUCUAUCGUUGUUUCUUUUGUACUCCUCGCUCUCUUCGGCAGCGUGUUAUGCGACACAGAGGCACGAGAUAGUACUAGUUGACAGCGGAAAGCAAAGCAAGUCAAACAGGAAAAGAAAAGGAGCGCGCAACAUACGUUGUUAGAAGCGCUUUUCCUUUCUCCUUCUUUGUCGUACCGCACACUACUACAUAGAAUCAGCUGCGUUGUCUUCUUCUUUUUUUUUUGCUAUCUGACGAUCAGCUCUACAGGUCAGCAAACGAGGUGUGUGUGUGUGCGUGCGUGUGUGUAUGGCUGAGACGCGUUGGCGUUCUGUUGACAGUUGCAUCGCCCUUUCUCGGGGUUGUUGUUGUGUACGGCAAUCGUUUGUGCUACCGCUUCGUUCCGCAUUCCUCGUACUUAGUGAAUCGUUUCUUUAUUAUUAACUCUUUCUUUUGAAUUUGGGAGUCCAGGAAAACAAGUCAUUUUCCACUUCCUUUCAGGCGUGGUCGCGCUUGUCUCCUGCUUGUGUUUUUUUUCUUCUGCCUGCAAGUGUUCCUCUUUUACAUAUACAUCUCUUUUUUUCAUAGACGUGCUUUGGGGGUUUCAAUCUCCCUUCUUGUGCUGGCUACUGCGCAGUGUCGCACGUACGCCUUCUUCUUUUUCAAAGCUCUCUCUCACUCUCUCUCAUACCACGCUCCCCCUGAAAGAAAAAGAAAAAGUAUAUAUCGAAAGAGAGGAAACGCCACCACGGCACAAAUCGAUCGAACAGGCAGCGGCGUGCUGCCACGACGGGCGUAAUGGACUAUCUACUCGGCGUCUUGUACGCCACCAAAAAGUACGAGUUCCUCGAUACCUCGAGGCUGCAGCAAGGCGCGGAUGUGCACUGCAGAUUAGCGGACAACAUCAACGUUAACCCGACGGCAACAAGCGCGGGAGACGACGGCGACACCGUCUUGGCUGCCAAGCGAGCCCGUCGCUCCACGGCGCGACCGGCUCCCUCGCCUGCCACGAUCCUCGUGAACAUCGCAGACGGACUCCACAGGAACGGUGCUGACGCGGACGUUGCCGCUGCCGCUGGUGCAACAAAUUCAGCGGAGACUGCAGCAGCAGCGCCAGCGGGUGCAGAGACUUCCUUUCAUGGCGAAGGCGACGAAGCCGCCGGCACAGCGUGGCGUUCGCCCGCGAUGUCGGCCAACGUGCAGAGCGCACGUCUGCUGUCGUCCUCGCUGAAGGACGGCGGUGCGGUUGCCUCCUUUUCUCUCUUUUCGCAGCCGCGUGAGAGCGGGGCGCUCAGUCCCCUCCUCCCUGGUCUGUCGGUGCCGGCCGCCGCCAUCGCCGCUGCCGCCGCGGACGGUGCUGCCAACAUCGCUGCGGCGAUCCCUUGCCCGCAACGCCUCGAGUACAACGUGCCGACCAGAGUCCUUGCCGGCAAGUAUGUGCUGGUCUACUUAGUUUCCCCCCACCGGCCUAUCACGGUAGGGCAUAUUGCACAGCUCUGGGGCGGCUCCCCUGGUGGCGCGGUGGCGGGUGCAAACCAGCCCAGUGGCGUUGGUGGUGGUGGUGGUGGCGGCAAUCGCAGUGUAGGGCCGCCGUCGGGACCGACGCUGUUGAACAGCCCGCAGAUGGAGCCGCUGAAGGGGCGCUUUGGUGGCGCCGCCUCCGCCUCCUCGCUGCUGCCCGGCUUCAGUCCACACGUGUCGCCGCAAGCCAGCGCUGCUCGACCGAGCUUCACCGCCGCGCUGGCCAAGUCCUCAGACCCCUUCAGCUCCGGCGGUAACCCCGCCAGCGGUCACCCACACGGUCUGAGUGCCACCGCCGCUGCGGUGCAGCCCAGCAACGGCCAGCCGCUUCCACUGUCGGCGGUGCGCGCGACGGCAGCGGCGGUGACCACGCAUCAGAAGCUCCUUCUUUUUUACUGCCUCCUCCUCCGCCGGCUCGCGAGUCGCCCAGUCAGUGAGAAGGCACCGCCGUCAAAGCUGAUCGAUGAUGAGGAGGGCGUGACGGUGGCGACGACGCAGGUGCCGGUGGCGGUGUUAGAGUUGCACUACACCACCGAGGGUCCACUGCGCAACAACAGCGUCGGGCCCACCACAGCAAGCGGCGGAAAUCAAGGCGCCUCUGAUGCACACGGCGGGGCGACGCCCUCCGGCUCGCUGGCAGGUGUCAGCGCUGGUGGUGUCGGCGGCGGUGGUGGUAGUGGGUUGGCGGGCCCCAGCGGGUCUGGGCAGCACAGCUACAGUCUUCCGCCUGGGUCGCCCCUGACGGCGCCGAGCCACCCCACGCAGUUCAGCAGCGGUGCCAGUGGUGCCAGUGGUGGCCGCAGCAUCUCCGUGCACCCGGUGUCGUCGUCAUCCACGAACAGUGGCGGCAAUGCCAACGUGGGCGGCUUCUCUUCCACCAUGGCGUCGGCGAUGGUCUCGCCGCAUCUGAUGUCACCAGGUCUCGGCUCCUUCAGCGCCGUGGAUGACGCGGCCGCAGAGCCGACUGCAAGCCGCCUCCUCAGCUCAAUCCUCCGCCACUUACAGGAGGGGAAGCCGGACGCGUGGCUUUCGCCGGACAAGGUUGUCUUCGACAGCGACAUCACACAGAACCCGUACUACGGCGGCUGGUACGCAGUGAAGAGCAACGACGGCUACCGGCGGGUCAUGCAGCUGAGCGGGGUGCAGUCGUGGCCAGCGGUCAUAUUGGUGGACCCCGCAGGCAACAUCGUCACGGUCUCCGCCUUGCAGCACGUCGAGGAGGAACUUGCCCAGUUCACCGCGGAGGUCGAGGCGAAUCUUGCGAAAUCGGCCGCCGCUGUUGCCGCUGCUGCUGCUGCUGCUGCGGCGGAGCGUCCCACACCCGCCGACUCCCCUUCGUCGCUUCCUCCCAGCACCACUGUCACAGGGCCGCUCGUGCUGAAUUCAACAGCGGAGGAGCGAGUGGCCAGCGACGGUGCGAAGCGUCAGCCAUCCCAGGCAAUCAGCGCCGCCGACGACGGCAGCGAAGCCGUCCCCUCUCCCCUUCCGUCGCACCCACUCGACGCCGCCACGCUCGGCCCCGGUGCGGCCGCCUCCGAGGGCAAAGCAGAUACCAACACUUCACCCCUCACAGCGUCGUCCAGCCCCGUCGCGCCCGGCGCGGCCGACGGCGGCAGAGUCGAGUUCAUGUUCUGCCGCUCCAGCACCAGCCCCCUCGCCAGGACCGCCGAAGGAGCGGCGAUGAACAUGAAGGCGGAGAGAACGAUGGUCUACUCGCCAAGCCGCCUCGACGACUCCAAGUCGACCACCACCACGUCGGCGCAUCUGCGCGAGCCGUCUAUUCCGUGCGACGACCCGCAAAUCCCGACGGCGGAUCCGACGCCGAUACGGCAGAUGCCGACGACGGCCCGCUACCGCGACGACGGCGCCAUUCGCGCCAUUCCGCUCGCAGAGGAGAUGACGCCCGUGCGCCACGACGGCGGAGGCGACGAGCGCGGAUCCAGCGCGACGCAGGGCUUCUCGCUUCCCAGCUCCAUUCCCCAGCUUACCUCUAUCACGAGCACCGUCAAAGGGACGUCGACGAGCGACGAGCAGAGGCUGACGGAGGUGAAGUCGGGCAGCACGGAGGCCUUCCACGACAUCAAGAAGCAGAGCGGCAGCUGGACCGGCGAGAAGGAGGGCGAGGACACUCACGAGAAGUCAACGAGCCUCGCCCUGCUACCCCCAGCGCAGCCGCCGAUGCUGCAUAUGCUGGAAAGCCGCGCCGCGAACAACGUCUCGGCCAGCAACUACUCCCUCAACAACUCCUCCUUCACAGAAGGCUACGUCUCGUUGCCGAGCUGGAAUCCAAAGGCGUACGGCGGGGACGUGGCGGGCGUGAUCGCCGUGCACGGGAUGGAGUCAGAGUCCAACACACCGAUCCACACAGGCUCUAAAUCGCUGUUUGUACCGGGCGGACAAAAGCCGCUGCCGCCGAUGCCGCCGUCAAAAUCACAGCAGCAGCAACAGCAUCCGGCUGGCCAAGACCUCUCCUCGCACGAUGCCGUUGUCGUCGCUGGUGGUGGUGGCGGCGGCAAGGAAGCUGCGGUCACCUCGCCGGAGCAACCCAGUUCCUCGGCGCCACACGCUGCGUUGAGUGAGGGCAGUCAGAAGGUUGCCCUGAACACGUCCUCCUCGAAGGUCCCGCGCGAUCUCAUGGCAGCCGCCUCUGGUGUGUCGGCGAUUCCACGACUGCCGGCAUCGCUGGUGCAGCUACCCCUCUUCACGUCGCACUUUCCGUGGAACUUGAUGAUGCCGGAGCCGAUUAUGGUGUACACGACGCCCUCGAACGUAAAGCAUGUCAAGGGAAAGGGCAGCGAGGAGGGAGGAAAGGCGGAGAGCGCGCAGAAGGCGUUUCAGCGGCACGUGCAGGAGAGAGUGGAGGAGCGCAAGCGGAAUGAGUCCCCGGCGGCGCGUGCAGCCAGCCAUAAGCCACGUCCGCCUGCCAUGGCGAGCAAGGACGAACCAGAAACAGCAGCAGGAACAGCAGCGACAACUGUAAAUGCAGCAGAUCACGGCAUUGAUGGGUCGAGCGGCACCCUCAGCGCCACCGCGAGCACACGUUCGGCGGCGGUGGUGAUGCCAGCGGCGAUGGUGCUCCGUCAGAGCAUCCCAAGCGGAUUGGGCCGCAUCGCAGCCGGGAGCACCGGCGCCUCUACGCCGGACGGCGGUGGGUUGCCGCUGGUGGUGGAGGCCGGCAACGGCGCUGCGACGCCGCAGCUGCUGGUGCGGGUGCCGACGGCUCAGCUGGAGUUGACGACGUUUGCGGAGACGUCUCCGCUGGUCGUGUCGGAGCGUAACUGGCCGGUUCAUCCUCUGCGCCGUAUUGUGCUCUGCUCCAUCCCCGUCGCGGAGGUGGCGGAGCGCGCACGCAACGCAGCGAACAACGGCAAUACUGAUAAUAAUAAUAAUUUUCUCUUCGCUGGUGAGGAGACGCGGACGAUACCGAGCGGCAGCCCGCCUUCUGCAGUGGCGGUCAACACCACCGCUGCCCUCAACACCACACCGAGCAGUCUUGUGAUGCUGCCGCUGUCGAUUGGUGACAGCACCGACGACGGUACCCACCCUUCGCGCAGCUCCUCUCCCCUGUCGCAUAGCGUGCGUCCCGACGUGUCACAGCCACCUCCGUCACUCGACCGCCCGCAGCAGCAACAGCAGCAGCAAAGAGCGUCGUUGACGAUGUUGGAAGAUUGGCUGCAAGACACCCCUACCAAGUUCGACGCCUCCACCAAUGUCCUGUUGUUGUUUGGAGCUGGGUGGCAUCCGGGGAUGUCGAAGUGCGUGCGGGCACUGCGUCGCCUGCAGGACUCUAUUAACGGCCGCUCCCCCAACGACGCAAAACGUGCAGAUGGUGACACCGCGAUGAGCAGCGGAGGGCGUGGGGUGGCUGACAGACAGGGCUUCGACGGCGGUCGCGAUGAGAACGCAGAUGUCGAUGAUGGACUCUUCCCUGCGUUGAACGGGUUUAACAACAACUCGGUCGAGUGGCCCGCCGGGGGUUUUGGCGGUCUCGAUGGCGGCGGCGGACGGCUCGAUAUGCGCGGCUUCAGCAAUUUCAACAUGAGCGAUGGAGAGCCGACGGAGGACGAGGGUCAGUCCCCGUUGCGCGGCCGGACGUCCUACCAGCGCGGCCGCAUUCAGAGCACCUCUCCCUCUGGCGUGCUGGCCGUGGAGCCGCCACCGCCGCCACCCGCCGACGGCGUAAACGUCCCUCGCUAUCGCAUGCAGGUGAUCUACAUUAGUGCCGAUGAAUCGUCAGAGGAGGUGCGCCACGCCGUGAGCGCGAUGCCGCCGCAGUGGCUCUGCCUCUCCCCGUACGUGGCGCAGAGUACGGCGGAGCGGCAGCUGCAGCAGCUCGCCUGCGACGGCGCGCGCAAAAUCUUCCGAGUCACCUCGUUUCCUCGAGUGGUGGUGGUGGAGUUGCCAGCGGCGCAGCAGGCGCCGGGCAAGCACACUCAGGACACUACGUCGCAGGUGCCGGCCGCCGGUGCUGGGGAGCGUGGGGAUGCCGGCACGCCAGGCGGAGGUGAGGAGGCGACAGACGACGGGGAAGCCUUCGGUGGUACUAACCCCACCACCACGACGGCGGCCGCGGCGCUUCAGCGCCAGCAAACGGAGGAGCUGUUUGAAGACCUGUGGACGGUGGUGCAGCUGCACGGCGAGACGCAGCUCAACGCCGAUCCGGAGGGCAAGAAGUUCCCGUGGUCGAACAGCAGCAGUGACGUGUUGCGCAUCUCCCGUGAUGCGAUGUCCGCCUUGCCGCGCGAGGAGCAGCGGGCGUGGACGUGCCUGCUCAGCAGCUUCCAGCAGCAGCAGCAGCGGCAACAGGGCGACACGCCCUCUACCACCUCGUUGCAUCAAUCCCCUGUGCUGGGCUGCAGCAACCCGGACGACGUCGACGUCGCGCUGUCGCGCCUUCGCACGGCCCCCACGCGGCUGGUGACGGUAGACCAGGAGGACGACACGGCUGCUCCCCGCGACGCCGCCUCCAUCACGCGUGCGCCGUCUCCGCCCCCCGUGUCGCUCGCCCGUCUCUUCCCUCCCCUGAAGCCGUUUGCGGUCGGUGACGGUGAGCUGCUCACGCUGUUAGAGCGGGGUGGUUAUUUCGUGGUGCUCGGCGCCUUUGGCUCUAUCGACGCGCAGCUGCAUCAGCAGUGCGUCAGUGCGUUGGAGGAGGUCCGGACGUGGUUCUACGCCGAGGUCGAGGAGCGCAAGGAGCAGGCGUGGCGUGAGCCGACGCGACUGCAGGUGAUGGCGCCGCACGGUACCUACUCCACCUCCUUCACCGUCGGCGGUGAUCGCGUCGUGCUGCCGCCCGCGGUGCACGUCAACUCCAGUGAGGAGUACGGCACCCCGACCCGGUACUCGCCAGGCAUUCCCGCCGCAGCGCUGUUGCCGGAGCAGGGCGGCGGUGGGGUCGCGGGUACCGCCGUUGCAUCUAGCCUGUCGCACGGCGGCGGCACGGCGCGUGUUGGGACGCCCUUCCUGCUGGACGAGGGCUGGCCGGAGGGCCGCACCUUCCUCAACUCCUCGCCCAACUUCUCAUCGAUGACCCCGCCCAUGAGCGGUGGGCCCGGCGCUAUUCCGCUUGACGGAAGCACGAGCCUUCACAACCAGCAACUCUCGUACGGGUCCAUUGGCGGACCCGGGGUUGGCGGUUCAAACAAGGCCCCCGCAGUGCGUCCGUUGCCGUCCGUCUUCUUCUACGACUCCAUCCUGACGAACCCGCACCACCCACACCGGCAGAGCGUCAACAUAACGGCCGCCUCGCCCGCGGCCGCCGCACCCGUGACAGGUGUGGGCAGCAGCGAGGGCCUGACGCAGGUGGCGGCCGCGCCGUGGGUCAACGCCUCGCCGACGUCAGCGCGUGCCGCCUCCCCAUCUCCCGUGCCCGUUCCGCACGUCAUGGACAACACCGCCUCUCUCCGGCGGCACCACGCAAAGGAUCUGGCGGUGCUGCAGGAGUACGUCAUCGCCCCCAUAUUUGAAAACAACGAGAAGAUGCUACCGGUACGGGAGGGGGAGGUGUAUUUGGCGUUGGUGCGGUGGCCCCAGCGGACGGCAGCGGUGUUGCGGCGUCGUCUCGCUUCUGAAGUCAAGGCGCCCACCACCACCACCACAGCAGCAACAUCAGGAGGGGGGAGCGUGUCUGCGUCAGUAGCGGCGACGUCGACCGCAGCCGGCGGCGGAGCAGCGCUGAGCAACGCAGCCUCCACGGGCGGCGGUGCGUCGACAUCGCCCUCCCUUACGGUGAGCAGCAACAGCAGCAGCAGCAGCCCUGCGAACGCGCGCGGUGUCAGUGGGCCGCCUUCUCCGGGGCAGACGCUGCUGCUGCCCGAGGCGUCGCUGCGUCGUCAGCCCGGGUCGCCCUCUCCUCUAUCCCCCACUAUCAACAUCACAACGGGGGCAGGGGCGGGAGCGACGUUGAGCCACCCAGGGACGCCGGCGCUCUCUGCCGCCUCUGCUUCACCGGGAGCCGCCGCCGUCUCCUCGAUGAGCGCCACAGCAGCGGAGAGCAACUCGACGUCCUUGGCGGCAGUCAACAAUUACACGUCCGCCGCUACGUCGCUGAACGCCACGGUGCGCACGGAGGGGUCGGGGAAGGAGGGCUCGCCGGACCCUGAUGUAACACCGCUGACCUCCGCGGAGUCCAUUAAGCUCUUCCUCUACGAGCAUGUUUUGCGGCCGAUGACGGCGUAG